AUGGAAUUAAAACAUUACGAUGGAGUGGUACCGAAGAAACCAAAGUAUGACGGGGAGUUGUGCCCAAUCUGCGGUGAUCGAGUAUCCGGAUUUCACUAUGGUAUUUUGACAUGUGAGAGUUGUAAGCAAUACAAAUGUGAUUCCGGUGCCAACUGCCACGUCGAACAAUCCUGCCGAAAGCGAUGCCCAAGUUGUCGAUAUCAGAAGUGUCUAGUGGUGGGGAUGAAGAUGGAUGCGGUACGUGAAGAUCGGCAAAGAGGUGGAAGGAAUAAAUUCAACUCCUACUACAUCAAACUUCGAAAGGAUAGAAGUGCUAUGAAGUCACAGCCAGAUUCCACGUUAGCUGGAAAUCAAGCUUCUAGAGUUGCAACUGGUCAAAGUGCACAGAUUCAAUAUUUUGAUCUGACCAAAUAUAAUGCAAAUCUUCAAAGCCUGGGCUCAUAUUCAUUGCCGUCAUCUUAUCCCUUGGUGCCAAUCACAAUUAAUACUCCAUUCCUGGCAUCAUCCUCACCAUCCACCACCAGCAUCAGCAGUGCAUCCCCAAUCCUGCCACUAUGCUCUACACCAACCGAAACCACAGUGAACCAGUUUUUCACCUCCAACACUCCCACCAUGGAAAUGUCCUUCAUUCCACGGAUUCUCUCUCAGACUGUCAAGAAUGAUGCUCACGCGUUUGCAGUUCAUGUUGCUGAUGAAAAUCUGCAUGAGAUUGUGAAAUGGGCGAAACAAGACGAGAUGUUCAGCAAGCUUGAGUUGAACGACCAAAUGAGAUUACUGCAAACGUCCUGGUUGACAAUUCACAUCAUUGAUAUCACGAAUGCAAUGGUGUUGGGCACUAUUCCUUCAAAAUACGAAAUCGGGAACGGUGGAGAAGAAGUUUCCAUCGGCUUCAUUGCACUUCUUGGUAACCAGAACCUUGUGUCUUCUUGGGAAGAUAUCGUAGUCAAACUAAAGAAUAUGGGAUUCAGCAAAAACGACUAUCAUGCUUUCCGUUGUUUGGCUCUGUUUGAUGAGGCUGCUUUUGCCGGGAAGUUACAAGUACUCCAAGCUUGGAGUGUGUCAAACACCACGCUUUUAGAAAUUUUCAGCCAAAUCAGACAACUAGCCUCCAACUCAAUUCAAUAUGUUUGGGGACUUCACACCGCGUGUCCUUCUCUUUGGGAACAUCUCAAUCCGGAUAAAUCGAUUGCUCUUGAAUUGAUCAAAUGCGUCGCCACACGUUCAUCUGGUGACAGACAAAUGGCAACUCCUCAAACAACUUAUGCACCUGUAGUGUACAUGACUUCCUAA
Caenorhabditis remanei is the source of this 1290-nucleotide messenger RNA. RefSeq lists its product as uncharacterized. Gene Ontology annotation, biological process: tissue development; regulation of transcription by RNA polymerase II; hormone-mediated signaling pathway. The transcript has 8 exons. Gene Ontology annotation, molecular function: nuclear receptor activity; zinc ion binding; RNA polymerase II cis-regulatory region sequence-specific DNA binding. Bases 1 to 1290 code for a protein of 429 amino acids. The record is from RefSeq and is a predicted model, not a curated record. NCBI's taxonomy places the organism in Eukaryota, Metazoa, Nematoda, Chromadorea, Rhabditida, Rhabditidae. Gene Ontology annotation, cellular component: RNA polymerase II transcription regulator complex.